GGGAUGAGAUUGACUGUUGAGAGAAAAUUAUCAACCGACGUUUUGUUGUGGAAACAGGGGAGGUGAAAUCUUUUUUGUGGUGAAUUUUCAACAGCGAGUCUCAAAAUAGUGUAGUUUUCUAAAAAUAUAAUGGGUUGUGCGGUUAGUACAACGGGGGAUAAGGCUGCUCAGGCUCGGUCAAAAAAAAUUGACCGAGACCUUAGGGCAGAUGGGGAAAGAGCCGCUAGUGAAGUCAAACUUCUCCUCCUUGGCGCUGGAGAAUCUGGUAAGAGCACAAUAGUGAAACAAAUGAAAAUAAUCCAUGAGCUAGGAUAUUCCAAAGAAGAAUGUGUUCAGUAUCGACCAGUCGUUUACAGUAACACAAUUCAGAGCCUCAUGGCUAUUAUCAGAGCUAUGGGUCAGCUUCGAAUAGAUUUUGCAGAACCCAGUAAGGCGGACAUUGCCAGACAAUUUUUCACUUAUGCUAGUGCAGCUGAAGAAGGAGAACUGACUCCAGAGUUAGUAAUGCUCAUGAGAAGACUUUGGCAAGACCCAGGAGUACAGCUGUGUUUCUCUAGAUCCAGAGAGUAUCAACUAAAUGAUUCGGCAGCUUAUUAUUUAAAUUCCCUGGACAGAAUCUCACAGAAUAACUAUGUGCCCACUCAACAAGACGUUUUAAGAACUAGAGUUAAAACUACAGGCAUUGUGGAAACCCAUUUUUCUUUCAAGAGUUUACACUUCAAAAUGUUUGAUGUAGGAGGACAAAGAUCAGAAAGAAAAAAAUGGAUUCACUGCUUUGAAGGAGUUACAGCCAUUAUUUUUUGUGUUGCUUUAUCAGGCUAUGAUUUAGUUUUGGCUGAAGAUGAAGAAAUGAACAGGAUGGUUGAAUCAAUGAAACUUUUUGAUUCCAUUUGCAACAGUAAAUGGUUUGUGACAACAUCUAUUAUUCUUUUUCUUAACAAAAAAGAUCUCUUUGAAGAAAAAAUAAGCAGAAGCCCCUUAACAAUUUGUUUCCCGGAAUAUUCUGGUUCUAACACCUAUGAAGAUGCUUCAGCAUAUAUAAGAAUGAAGUUUGAGAACCUCAAUAGAAGAAAGGAUCAAAAAGAAAUUUACACACACUUCACAUGUGCGACCGAUACAAGUAAUAUCCAAUUUGUUUUCGACUGUGUCACUGAUGUUAUUAUUAAGAACAAUCUCAAAGAUUGUGGAUUGCUUAUGUAAGUUACUUAAAUAUGGUUUAUUGAAUAGUUACUUAUACUAGUUACUUAAAAAGAUGUCUGUUUUGUAGCCCUGUUUAAUAGUGAAUGUAAAAGUCAGUUGUAAAUAAUAAUUAGUUUGCUUUUGAAAGACAGCUAAGAUUUUAGCUGUGAUGAAGGGUAAUAAAAUAAACUUACCUUUAUACCUUCAAUUUAUAAUUUAUUUUUUAGUUUAUUAAACUAACCGAAUACUUGUUUAAGUUAAUGUUGUGCUUAAAUUAUUAAUUUUUGUCCAUUAUUUUUUGGUUUCGUAAAAGGAUGUUGCCAAAUUUCUUAGUUCAUUUUUGAUUUUUCUGUAUCAGUUUUCAUUUUGACUGAAAAAUAAGUGAAAUAAUUUUUGAUCUCUGGUCCAGUAUAUAUUUUUGUAAUAGUAAUAUGCUUGUAUUGCAAUAUUUAGUGUUUUAAGUAGUCAUAGUAGUAGAUUGAAAUCGCUAAUGUGUUUAGUAUGAGGGACUUCUAGCUAUAUUACUUGAUAAUCACUAAUAUCGUGAGAUCAUCAUUCCUUAUUUUUAAACCAUGUCCUCCACUAUGCUAUAAUUCCAUGACAAAGUAUCAAUAAAUUAAUAUUUUUGGUACACUCGAAUCGAUAACUUUAGUUUUAUUAUUUAGAAACUUACAUAGAUAUAAUUAAUUUUUAGCUGCAACUUGCAGCUAUGUUUACAUAAGGAGAUAAAUAAACUAGGUGACUUUGUAUGAACAUGUAUAUUUUCUAUUAAGGGGAUUGAAUGCGCCUCAAUGCCAAAAUAUUUUUUCCUCCUUAGUGGAAAUGAGAUGAAUGAAACAAGGAAUGCAUUGCGUUCUUAAUUUCAACCUAACUUUUUAACAGUUGAAGUUAUAUCAAAUUUCUUUUUUGCAUUGGAUUUAUAAUAUAGGGACGAAUGACGCUAUCUUUUUACAAAUCCGAUAAUAGAAACAAGUUCUCGAAAAAUUAUAAAAAUGUAAUUUAAACUGGAAAAAAACGAGAAAGUUAAUUAAUUUAUGGUGUUUUUUUUAAUUAGCGCCAUUCUUAUGUGUGUUAGCUAUACAAUGGCAUAAAUCAGAAUUCCAAAAAUUAUCUAGUUUUUUUUUGGAAAAAUUUAAUUAAUUCUUUUUGUCAUUUUGUCUGUCUCUGUUAUACCCGCAGCAAACCCUAUGGCGCUUUCCUCCGCCUGUUUUGCGAUACAUUUUUAAUCGCCCUCAUGAACAAUCGAGCGCUAGCCGGCCCAACAGUAGCCCAAUGUAAUGAUCGCGAUGAACCUCGCAUCUUUAUUAGUAUGUAUUAACUUGUUGGGUAGUUGUAUAGUUCGACGUGCGUUACAAUAUACACUCAUCAAAAAAGUCUAGGGAACAAGAAAUAUUCGUCAGAAUAACUUUUUUUAAAAAGAUACCAUAUGGGUAUUUGUUGAACAAAUCUUGUAAAAUUUAUCAUAUCGGCUUUUCCAGCAGGCUUUAACAAAAUUUAAAAAUCUUUUAGAAGUAUAUUUUGUUCAAUUUAUAAAUGUUGUAUCUUGUUCCCUAGACUAUUUUGAUGUGUGUAUUUUAAACGGUGCAUUCAAUCCCCUUAAGAGCAAAGCGCUUCCGGCUAAUCAGUCAUCAUCAGUGCCAACUGAAAUUGUACGAAAAGGGUGCUAUAGUACCUAAAAUAUACACGUUCAUACAAAUUCACCUACUUUAUUCAAUAAUUUUUAGGUUUGUUGCACAACACUGCAUAUUUUUUAAUGGCAAAUAAUAUACAAGGUUGUACUAUUUAUCGAAUCUUCGUCUCACAUUAAUAUAUACGGGAAAAUUGAUACGAAUGGAAAAAGACAAAUAAUUAGUGAACAAAUCACGAAUCAGUGAAACUUUCAAUGCAAAUGAUUCAAAAUAAAAUUUCGAUAUCUUUGUUAUACAUUUUUUAAUUACCUUGAUUCUAUUGGUUCAAUUUUCCAAGUAGGUAUGUGGUAUAUGGAUUGCUCUUAAAAAAUACUUUAGAUUUUGGACAUUAUGCAUUUACCAUUCAAACAUUCUCAUAUCUGUAGGUGACACAGGAGUAAUAAGUAUGUAGUAUAUUAGUAUGUAUUAAAAUUUAUGUCGGACAAAUUACCUGGGAACAUUUUAAACAAUUUUUUUGUGCAAAUUUUAUGUUUUUUUUUUUUCUAGGAAAUAUAAAGUUUAUAUAAAAACAUGUUUCAUUAGACUAAAUAUAUUUUUUUUUGUUUCAAAUGUUCCCAACAAUAGAAACAUGUUAUCAUAAGACAAAAAAAGGACCUUAUUUCAAGGGGAUCAUUUUAAAAAUCAAUCCCUCUUUUUUGAAGAUGAUUUGAUAAAUUUUUUUCCCUAUGUACUUACCUAUGUACAUACACUAAAUUCCCACACAAAUGAAUCGCAAAUAAAUAAUUCUAGGCUCCCAAAAUUAUUGAAACAAUAUUAUGUAUAUUGAUAUUGUUACGCUAAAACGUUGCGAUAUCAAUACUUAACCAAUUCAAAAAUGUACAUGUUAAGUGAUGAAGAAAAUAAAGGAUAAUUAAUUAUCCAAAAAUGUAAGAUCUGCAUUUUGUGCCCAUGACAGAAUUUAUUUCUUGGCGGAUUUCGUUACGGUUCUAGUAUUUUUAACAGAUCCAUAACUUAAAUCAUUUCAAAUUACUACAAAUAUCCUGAUAAAGUAUUCUACAUGAAAAUUUUCAAAAUAAUUCCGUUUUUGUGGAAACAUCACAAUAUCUCUAUAUUUUUUUCAAGUUCAUGACUGACCUAGACUGAAUUAUAUUUUUAAAACAAAAUUAUAAAAAUUGGGAUGUUUCCUUUAGGCAAGUUAUUUCCAAAAACGAAGUAGUUCUCAAAUUAAUUCGCACAUUUAACUAAUUUUUAUAAACAUUUUAUAGAGAAUAUUCAUAUUUUGAAAAGAUGCAUUUAAAAUGUACACCUUAUUGUGUAUAAAAUAUUUUGUAAUUUGCUUUAAAUGCCACUCAACUAAAUACAGAUGUUUUAACCGUCACGACUGCCAUAAUUUAUAACCAGUAUUUUUCAUAACAAUUUACAAAAUUGUUUUACACUUUAAAAGGGCAACUUAAUAAAAUAGGUUAAAUUAAACAUUAUUUUUGUACAGGCGCCUUCUUUGCCUUUAGAAUUGAUAGAUUAAGAAAGACUAGAUGUAUUUUUUAUAAUAUUCUGUAUCUGCAAAAUAUUUACAAUGAAAUGUUAUAGCUACUAACUCUUAACCAUCAACUUUUCUAUUUUUUUAUAGCUGGUAUAAUGCAAGCGUAAAGACCAGAAUUAUAUACAUACAUACAUAUUUUGAAAUAAAGUAAACAUAUAUAUUCUGUUGAUAAUAUAUUAUUAUACUGAUGAUUAUUGAUUAA
This is a messenger RNA of Ceutorhynchus assimilis (cabbage seed weevil), 4549 nucleotides long. NCBI's taxonomy places the organism in Eukaryota, Metazoa, Arthropoda, Insecta, Coleoptera, Curculionidae. The record is from the annotation of a GenBank genome assembly.